AUGCUGGCCAGAAAGAGCAUCAUCCCGGAGGAGUAUGUGCUGGCGCGCAUCGCGGCGGAGAACCUGCGCAAGCCGCGCAUCCGAGACCGCCUGGCCAAGGCCCGCUUCAUCGCCAAGAGCGGGGCCUGCAACCUGGCGCACAAGAACAUCCGCGAGCAGGGCCGCUUCCUCCAGGACAUCUUCACCACCUUGGUGGACCUGAAAUGGCGCCACACGCUGGUCAUCUUCACCAUGUCGUUCCUCUGCAGCUGGCUGCUCUUCGCCAUCAUGUGGUGGCUGGUGGCCUUUGCCCACGGGGACAUCUAUGCUUACAUGGAGAAGAGCGGGAUGGAGAAGAGUGGCGUGGACUCCGCUGUGUGUGUGACUAAUGUCAGGUCCUUUGCCUCUGCUUUUCUCUUCUCCAUUGAGGUUCAAGUGACCAUUGGGUUUGGAGGGAGAAUGAUGACAGAGGAAUGCCCUCUGGCCAUCACAGUUCUGAUUCUGCAGAACAUCGUGGGCUUGAUCAUCAAUGCCGUCAUGCUGGGCUGCAUUUUCAUGAAAACGGCUCAGGCUCACAGGAGGGCAGAAACUCUGAUAUUCAGUCGCCAUGCUGUGAUUGCGGUCCGCAAUGGCAAGCUGUGCUUCAUGUUCCGAGUGGGCGACCUGAGGAAGAGCAUGAUCAUCAGCGCCUCGGUGCGCAUCCAGGUGGUCAAGAAGACCACCACCCCGGAGGGGGAGGUGGUGCCCAUUCACCAGCUCGACAUUCCUGUGGAUAACCCUAUUGAGAGCAAUAACAUUUUCCUAGUGGCCCCUUUGAUAAUCUGCCAUGUGAUUGACAAGCGCAGCCCCUUGUAUGAAAUCUCAGCCACGGACUUGGCCAAUCAAGACCUGGAGGUCAUAGUGAUUCUGGAAGGAGUGGUGGAGACCACCGGCAUCACCACGCAAGCCAGAACCUCCUACAUCGCCGAGGAGAUCCAGUGGGGCCAUCGCUUUGUGUCUAUUGUAACGGAGGAGGAAGGAGUGUAUUCUGUGGAUUACUCCAAGUUUGGCAACACUGUGAAAGUAGCUGCUCCCCGGUGCAGCGCCCGAGAGCUGGACGAGAAGCCUUCCAUCCUCAUCCAGACCCUGCAGAAGAGUGAACUGUCCCAUCAGAAUUCCCUGAGGAAGCGCAAUUCCAUGAGAAGAAAUAAUUCCAUGAGGAGGAACAACUCUAUCCGGAGGAACAACUCGUCCCUCAUCGUGCCAAAGGUGCAGUUUAUGACUCCAGAAGGAAAUCAAAGCACACCAGAGUCAUGA
Molecule: messenger RNA, 1275 nt
Organism: Pipistrellus nathusii (Nathusius's pipistrelle)
Lineage: Eukaryota; Metazoa; Chordata; Mammalia; Chiroptera; Vespertilionidae
Source: the annotation of a GenBank genome assembly